ACUAUGCUUCCGACUGUCUCACUAUUUUUCACAAAGGUAAGGAUAAAUGUACAGAUGAUUUUAUCCGUACUCCCGGACUCUGGUUGUCGAAAAAAAAAUUGCAUGCUCGUUUCACAGGCAACUGGGAUAAUGACGCGGGAAUUAUGGGAGUUGGUGAUGAGCUCUCACUACAAAAAUGGUACCAUAUAACUUAUACACUUUCUGACCCUGAAAAAAGAUUGGAUAUCUAUGUGGAUGGCGAAUGGGUGGGAUAUUAUAGCAUCCAAGAUGUUAAAAAGCAAAAUGUUAUCUUCAAUGAUGGACCGUUGUAUAUCGGACAAGCAUUCUCUUGUGACGGGUUCGAUGGUGAAAUUAGCAAUGUUCACUAUUUCAACUGGCGCUUGACUCCUGAAGAAGUGAAAAAAGAUCUUCUAAGAGGAUUACGUAAAAAUGAAGAAGAUACAUUUUAUUAUAUAAGUUUUGAUGAUAAGAGUUUUGAUGAUAAUUCCAUUUCAAUUCUGAAACUUCGCCCAUUUAAAAACAAUACCAAUGCGCAAUGGAAAGUUCUACGAAUUGAUAAUUAUUAUGGCUAUCCAUCGUUAACAGAUAAUUCACCAAUAAAAGAUGUUGUUCUUAUAAACAAAGGAACCGGCAAGGCCAUGAAAUAUCGAAACAAGGAAACAGGGACGGAAAUUACUCAAGUUGAUCUUGCAGAAGCAGACAAUAAUUGUAUUUUGUGGUCAAUUGGUAGCAAACAAAAUGAUGGUACCCGAGCCAUGCACCUGAAUAAUAAUGAAUCUAUGUCUCUAGAUGGUUGGACUGGUAACCUUGUUGAUGGUUGCGAGGCUCGUUUGUUUCCUACUCAUAACGGAAGUAAUCAACUGUGGACUUUUGAGCAAGUCCUUUGUGAUUGA
Molecule: messenger RNA, 893 nt
Organism: Dentiscutata erythropus
Lineage: Eukaryota; Fungi; Glomeromycota; Glomeromycetes; Diversisporales; Gigasporaceae
Source: the annotation of a GenBank genome assembly